Molecule: messenger RNA, 5682 nt
Organism: Paramuricea clavata
Lineage: Eukaryota; Metazoa; Cnidaria; Anthozoa; Malacalcyonacea; Plexauridae
Source: the annotation of a GenBank genome assembly
AUGCCAAAACGGGUUUGUCUUGGUUUCGACAGAAAUCCGAUGAACUACCCAAAGUUUUUAGAAAAUUUCAAGACUAACAUUGAAGAAUGGGAACAAGAACCAAGAUCCAGGUUAGCUUAUCUUAUUCAGCUUUGUUCUGGUAUUGCGAAAGAUGCCAUUAGUAACUGUGUGAUGUUGCCUGAUGAAGAAGGAUUCUCGAGGGCUAAAGAAAUACUCCAUAAUUCGUUUGGUCAAAGUCACAUAAUCACGCAUGCGUAUAUCGACAAAGUGACGAAGGGAGGUUUAAUUAGAGACGGUGAUAGCGAGAAGUUAUUACAGCUCGCUCGAGAUAUGGAGAAUUGUCAGAUCAACUUGACUCAACUCGGCUGCGAGUCUGAAAUUAAUGCUCAGUGCCGCAGUCCAAAGAAGAGAAAGAAUCUCUGAAGGUCGAAGAACAAGUUGACAAGGAUAACAAGACAGAAGGAGAAACAAGUAAAGGACAUUGCACAGCCACUGGGGCCGGUAGGCCAGGAGUUCGUUUACGUGUAAUCCCUGUGACAGUUCGUGGUAUCGAUGAAGCACACGAAGUUCAAACAUAUGCGCUGUUAGACGAUGGGUCAGAUGUAUCUCUAUGCGAUAGUAGUCUCGUUAAGCGACUCGGAAUUACAGGCGUUCCAACGACAUUCUCCUUAACAACAGUGAACCAAGGAACGAAAGAGAAUGUUGGAGAAGAAGUCAGAUUGAUAGUCUCAGAUCUAGACGGGAAUGAGAACAUCGACAUCACCCGGGCAUGGACUGUCAACAAUCUGCCUAUUUCCAAAAGAUCAAUCCACACAACUAACGACGUAUUUGGUUGGUCUCAUUUGGAUGGAAUCAUGUUUCCAGAGUUGGAAAACGAAAACGUUAGUAUAAUCAUUGGUAGUGAUGUCCCAGAACCCAUUGCGAGGUCGCCCAAAAAUUUCCAUUGAAAAAAAAUUCCGGUAGAUUUAAAGUUUUGCUCCGAUAGAGGUGCCCUUGGUGUGCGUCCGCACCCCUUUGCCUUAUUAUCGUUCCGGCGUCCCUGCUAAUACGCAUUGAUUUAUUGAACAAUUCACAUAGACAUGGAGCUUUUUGAGAUGCAUUUGGUCACCAAGGAGGAGAUGGGUCACCAAGGGCAAGGCUGUCUAAUCGCGAUAUCAUAUCCUCAGUAAUGUUCAGUGACAGUGCACAAACUAUGUUAUGAUUUUCAUCAUUCGAAUUUCGCUCAUUCGUAGCCGUCAUUUAAAACUCAAAUCGGUUUCGAAAUACAACCAUCUUUUAUGUCCUGAAAAAUUUUCAUGUCCUUUACCCCGCCCCCCCCCCCCCCCCACCCCCUCGCCAACAAUUUUUGGAAAAAUAAUAAAAUUGGAGCAAGGGAUUAUUAAAAAAAAAAUUAUGACACAAGCAAAAUAUUUUGAAAAAAUAAUCGUACAGUUUGGAAAUGUCCCCCACCCCCAUCACUUUUCUAAUGGUCCGGCCCUUAUAAUAGGGUACUACCACUCUAUGUCGUUCAGUGUCAGUAUUUACGACCGUUCAAGUACGACGAAAACGUGAAGCAAUCGCAUCAAUUAAACUCAGAAACACGACAAAUGCAUUCUAUUAACAAGUUAGAUAUAUUUUUUACAUAUAUUGUUAAUAUUUUUUGAAUUAUUUCGUUAUUAAAUAUUAUAACAGUUAAAUAUUCCGUAUAAAUAUUCAAAAAAGCCACCCUGAGAUCGAACAGAAUACACUCAUUUGGUUCCCUGGUUGGCGCAAUACAUGUGCAUUUGUUUGAUAACAUGUUACACUUUGGCACUUUGCCCGAACUCUUUGCCCGAACUCAUUCGCGUUUGGUAUGCAUGCAUGCAAAAGCCGAGGUAUAACAUUACAAUACUGCACGUGAUUUUCUGAGAACAACUAAACAUGGAUUACCUGGAAAACAUUGUUUACGACUGUUGAUUAAAUUCCGAAUCACAAAACCGGAAAAAUAAAUUUUCACAUGACUAUAUAAAUUCACUUCACAGUUCAAUCAAGCAUCAAGUUGGAGAAAGAUUUUGGAAGGCUCACUAAUACGUCUUUUCGGAUUAUUUGGUGAAGCGGUUAUAUUGGUAAGUUCCUUUUAAAUUCUAGAUCUGCUGUAUCUAUCAGGAUCUUUAGCGACUAUUACAUUCUUGCUAUGUUUACUUCAGUGUCCGGUCGCCGCUUCUCUAGCUGCCUGAAAAACAGCCUGGUACUUCUUGUCUGCGGUUUAAGUCGAUGUGACGAUGUAUUCAUAAGUUUACAACACAUAUUAAAUAAAAACAUAGUUUCACAACAUGUGAAAUACAUAUACGGCCUAUGCUGAAACGUACAUAUUGUACUGAAAUGCUCAAAAGACAAAGUAAGCACUGAAAAUCCCUCUUAUUCAGUAUACUUUAUGAAUUAUGUGCAAAUUCUCUGUAGUAUACUUUAUGUGCAAAUUCUCUGUAGUAUAUACUUUAUGUGCAAAUUCUCUGUAUACUUUAUGUGCAAAUUCUCCGGAAUUUUGCGCGCGGAGCGGAAAUUUUCUUUGUCUUGUGAUUUCUAGGGACUCAGGUGGAACUAAUUGGAAAAGACAAAGAGAUAUUCCGUCCGCGCGCAAAAUUCCGCCUUGUGGAAAACGGCCUUAAUGCGCAAAUUCUCAGUAUACUUUACGAAUUAUGUGCAAGUUCUCAGUGUAUGUGCAAGUUCUCAGUAUACUUUAUGUGCAAGUUCAGUAAAUUCUCAGUGUACAGUUUCAUAUCAUAUCAUAUCAUAUAUAUCAUAUAUCACGAGGAAACCAUGUUGACAAGGUCAAGGAUUUAUUCGGCGACAGAAAUAUGAUUUUUAAUAUUUUUGAAGACACAGCGUACCAGAACUUUCGAAACCAGAGAUAGCAGAGAUAUAGGUCUAUAAUUUUCCACAAACUCCUGGUCUCCUUUUUUAUAAAGCAGGAACAACAUUAGCAACUAGCAAGUGUCCAAUCAAAUGGUACAAGGCUAAUACUCAAUGAUUUAUUGAACAAUUCACAUAGACAUGGAGCUUUUUGAGAUGCAUUUGGUCACCAAGGAGGAGAUGGGUCACCAAGGGCAAGGCUGUCUAAUCGCGAUAUCAUAUCCUCAAUAAUGUUCAGUGACAGUGCACCAACUAUUUUAUGAUUUUCAUCAUUCGAAUUCCGCUCAUUCGUAGCGGUCACUUAAAACUCAAAUCGGUUUCGAAAUACAACCAUCAGGGUCAUUCAGGGACGUUGCGAAGCAUCUGAAGUUGGGGGGGGGGGGGUGGAUGUCGGAGGAUUUUACCUGAAAUUUGAAUUUCAAUGUCAAAAAUUUACCUGAAGUGUAAUAAUUAUAAUAAAGCUUUUGGUGAUUGAUUUGCACUGAAUUGAACAAGUUUCAGGAGAAAAGAGUGUGUGUGGGUCCUCUCCCCGAAAAUUUCACAUUUAUCAAGAUCUAGGACUGAAUUUCUGGCAUUUUCUAAAGCAAAUUUGCAAACAAAUUGCAUAUAAAUUGCCUGUAUUUUACAAAAAUGGUUAUCAUUUCCCAAAAAUAAUUACUUUAUUACGCAAAUUUUGCCUGAAAAUGUCAAAAUUUUAACCGUUAAUUUUACAUAAUUUUUGCCUGAAUUUCACAGUAGGGGUGGGUUACAACACUCCCCGGUCGCUACGUCCCUUGAAGAGAUAUAAUGACUUAAAUUUCUAAAAAUCCUCCUUUUUGUUCUAUAUUUAGUAACAAUAUGUCGGAUUUUUCAGCAUUUGUAUAUCUAUGUCUUCCCAUAAAAUGGUAGUAUAUUUAGAAACAAAUUUCAGUUUUAAAGUACCCUUAGUCUGCUCUAAUCUUCUAAAUGGAUUUAUAAAAUCACCAACAGCUUAUUUUCAAUUUUUUGGCGCCAAGUUUGUGACGUAAUUUACCCGCCAAAAAGUAGCAAUUCCAGAAACAAAAAACAUACGAUUUGUAAGAACGAUAUGUUCUAUAUUCGCCGGAAAAUUUGGUAGAAAUAGAAUGAAAAUUUCAGAAGUUGAAGCAUAUUGGUGCUUUUGUAUGCAUUUUUGACAGGCGUGUUGCAGCCUUCUUUUACGUAUUCCAUGUGGAGCUCACCCAUGUCAGUUAAUAUAGAAUAGAUGGUUUGGAAGUCAUUAGAAUAGCAAUAUAACUCAUUAUCUAUGUUAGUCAACGUUUAUUCGUAAAUAUGUUCCUUCACCGUCACGUGUGUAUUAUAUUUUUGCCAUGUCCACCAAUAGCAAUAUAUAAUUUACCCUUAAAACUUUGAAAAGUUUAUAGCCCCCCCCCUUCAGUAUAUCGAGAACUUUCGGAGCCCCCCCCCCCCUUUAGUGCCAGAAAAUAUUUCGGUGCCCCCCUUAACAUCUUCAAUCACCCCUUCGGCAUAAUAAAUGUACUUUCCCUAAGUCGUAUUAAUGUUUUUAGUCGUUUAAUUAGGACUUGUAUUUCACUCGUGUUCCAUUCGUGUUCAUUCGUGUUCUGACUCGUGUGGAGUUAAAUUAGAUCAAACUUUAGGUGCAAAUUCUCAGUGUACUUUAGUACUUACGUAAAUCAAACAUUGUAGUACACUGACUGGCCAUAAUGUUCCCGUAACGGAAUCGUCACGAAUUCGGAAACGUCGGUGUCAGAUAGGUAAUAGAGAAUUUAACUGAGAUGUAAAAAACACACUCUAAAUUGGCAGCGUCCGCAACACGGGUAAAAAUCUGGAUUAUUUUUGUCAACAAAGAAGGAUACAGGUGAAAAACAAAUUUAUGGUGAUAAAUCCAAUAGAAAAGCAUAAGUAACUGUCUUUUUGUCACGUCCGCGUAUACUAGAUUUAGCUCAUCCAGGGCUCAUCUUAACUAAAAGUUCGCUAAUGCGUUGUGCAGCUUUCUUAUAAGCCAUAUUUAGCUAUUGUUUCAUUUAGAUCUUCAUAGGGUCUGGAAAGUAGGCCUUUAUACCGUGAAAUAUUGUAUAACCCUAUAUAUUAUUUUUAUAUAAUAAUAAUCCAUAAUAUAAACCACGAAAUGACUUCCAUAAAUGACUUCUUUUUCCCAAAGCGUGCAUGGUCAAAUUUUUACCUACUUUCCAGUCCUGUAAAUAUCUAAAAAAAACAAUACCUAAAUAAGGCUUAUAAAGGCCUGAUUCCACGGGCGCUUUUUCUCGGCGAAAUGCGAAAUAUUUCGCCUGUUUCUUUUGAAUUGUGGGCAAUCAAGUAGAAAUAAUUUAUUCGAGUGGUCGCAAUUCAAAAGAAACAGGCAAAAUAUUUCGCUAAGAAAAAGCGCUCGUGGAAUCAGGCCUAAUUAAGAAAGGCACACAACGCAAAAUCCCGAACGCCUGUGGAGGUCCAAUUAUCUGUUUCUAGAAUACAAUAGAUGAAGAGGCCAAAACGAAACCAAAUAGCCAAACUGAUUUUUUAAGGCCAAGUAAAAAGAAGCCAAAAUCUAGUUAUUUGGCCUCCAAGACGCCAAUCUACCAACCCUGACACCGACAAUUUCCGAAUUCGUGACGAUUCCGUUUCAGCACAACUGCAACGCUCAUGAAGUUGUAUGUACUACUCAUAUUCAUCAAGAGAGAUUUAGUUUGUUAUAACCUAAUGUUAUUAUCGUUAUUACCCAUCUAGCUUUGUGUUGGAAAUGGCCAAGCCUGUUGUGGAAGCUUCUGCUUUACCAGAAAGCAUAUGUGGCAAAGACACACGUUAUCAACUAGUGCCGAUGACAUCUCCACCAUAUAA